AUGCAUUCUACUACUACUGCUGCUGCUGCCACGACGAGAGACUCGACUGCUGCUGACGGCCCGGACGCGUUCUCGACGCCGAGGGAGAUGGAGAAUGGCCAUUACAAGUCUGGGGAGCUGCUGGAAGCAAUUGAACAGUACACGCUCGCCUGCGCCGCCAACCCGACCUCGGCGCUGCUACGCUUCGACCUCUCGGCCGCCCAGUUCGAGACGGGGCAGUAUGCGGCGUCGCUCCAGUCCACCCGGGCCGGCAUCGAGCUGUGCGGCGCUACUGCUGCUGCUGUCAACGACGACGGGGAUGGGGGGGAGCUCCUCGCGAAGCUGUGGCUACACAGAGCUAGGUGUGAGCUCCAUCUGCGCAACUACAGGGCUGCCGGGGAGGCUGCAAAACAGGUUUCCAGGAUUGGGAGGGCGCCGGAGAGCACACGGAGGGAUGCGGAGGAACUGGUGAAUGCGGUUGAGGUGGCGAUAUACUAUCAUUCGUUGCUUUCGGAGGAGGAGGCGCUGAGAAUCGUGUUUGAGGUUCCGAAAUAUAGGCCCAAGCUAGAGGAGCAUAGGUCUACGAAUGUCUUAGAAUAUUAUAACCUCGGCCAUGACGUUGCACAGUCCCAAUUCGACCCCUCAACUGAUUCGGCGGGAGCUACGCACUCGUUCUUCUUCAGUCGCGUGGGCGACUCACGACAUCUGUUUGCAACAAUUGUAGCAAUCUCCCAUCACGAGCUGUCCAAUGAGAGUGCUUUCCAGCAAACACGCCCCUCAAGCUCCCAGGUCAAAUAUCACUUUACAGUAAAUGACAUAAAAGCUCAUGCUGCUGCACGAAAUGUCUUGAUGCUACUGCUGAUGCACCAGCUCGCCAUAUUCGGGCAAGAUCAGCAACAGGCAAAGACCGACACUCUUGCAUUGCUGUACUAUAUUUACCUUGGCGUGCUUAUGCCCGCAAGAGUACAUGGACACCUUCAGGAGUUUAUACAAACGACCAGGACUGCGCUCACUAUACGAGCCAGCCUUCCGUCGUGGUUAUGGAUCUCGCAGCGGGACUGCCUCAAAAUAAUAGAGAUUCUCGACAGCUGGGUGGAGCCCAUGUUUCCGGUUACACAUGCACAGGCCCAGAUUGCGGAGGCGGAAAGGGUCAUGCCGCAGGGAGAAAAGCCCAAGGGGUGUGAGCGGGAGUGGACCGCCUACCGGAGGACCGGUGCAUUAUUCCCGCCAAUGGCAAUAAGGUGUCACGAGAGUGAGCUUGACGCAUUCUUGGCUGGGGGCCCGGGGGUGGGAGGUCCGGGGAUGGCCGCUUGGGAGGCCGGAUUGAGGGCGUAUGUGGGCCGGGAGUGGAAGGUGAACAUGACCUUGGUUGACCGGGAGUGGUGUACGGAGGCCGGGGUGUGGGAUGUUUCGUUCGACCCUUUCAGUUUCGUGGAAAUGCUCUAUGGUAAGGUCGAUAUAUCGCUUCCACAGGAGCCGACACAGCUUUAUGACUAUUUUGAGCCUUUAUUUAUGAAUACGGCCAACUCGCUUAACCAUUUCGGGGGCAUAUUUAAGGUUGAAUUGAACGUCGGUGACUGCUGCGGCGCUUUAGAAGAGAUCAGGUAUGGGAGUAAAGUUUCCAGGAGGGAUGUUGAAAGACCAAUGGACUUUCCUCGUAUAUAUGACACCAUCCAUCUCAGUAAUCUUCCUGACUAUACCGGUGGUCACCUAUCCCCAGUUCUAUACGCCCUCCCAGUGCUUAAAGAUGCCCCACAUGCACACAUAACUUCCAUAUGCCAAGUGAACCCACCGUUAUGGCAGUCCAUCGAAGACUAUGUUGCAGAAUACGUUUGUCUUCCCACUUUAGAUAGACUUCAAGCCGCCACAUGCCUGAGGCUAUGUCCUGGACAAGAUGAAAGACUGCACGAGUUCAUGCCCAUGAGUGAAUAUACCUGCUGGCAGCACAGCACCUCCAAGACACUGUCAUACAAGGAACUUCUACCCCGGACUGUAUUCACCAGGUGGCUCCUCACGUUAUUCUUCAAGUUUGCGGUUCCGCCCAAUAGCGAGUCCCGAUCAAUGGCGAAGGUUUACUCUCCUCUUAAUCUAAGUGCUUGGGUACGGCUAUUAGGGCGAGUAGUCGAGAUUGGAUAUCCUCCCCACUGGGUUUCAAGUCUGGUCGAAGACAUCCUGGCGAACCGCGUUAUGACAACAAUUCGACCACCCGAAAUUACGCCAAUCCGGAUCCCAGAGCUCGAGAAGGAGCACCCACCUCAGAAAAUCUCAACAUCACCUUUCAUCCCAGAGCUUGAGGUGCUGCUUUGUACGUGGGCACGGGUUAGCCCCUUCACAAUAGUUUCCCCAGCACACAUACCUCCGCCAGAGAAGAUAUACGAGUAUAGCUUCACUAUUCUCGCUCCCCAGUUCCGCGAUGAGUUUGUAAACUGCCUCAUGCUAAAGUUCUACCCCGAGCGUAUCCUCGAGGAGCUCUACAAGACAGGACAUGGUAAGCGUAAGACGUGUGUGCGGGAGAUGCUGUCCUCGACUGGGAGGCGGUCACCUAACAAGUGUGCUAUGCGAGAAGCAGCGAUUGCGAUAGGGACAUGGUGGUGGGAUAAGAAGACAAGGCGGGUGACGUUCAGACUGAAGGAGGGGUGGAUUGAAGGAUGGCAGGAAGAGGACAAAUGGGUAGCUGCGUUGUGGAGAUUAGACGACUGGACGAUGUGUAGUGCACCGACCAGCCUUGGAGGGGGUAAUUUGCAGAAGUCCACUCUGCCCUGGGGGGAGCGGACGAAGAUAGGGUGUGGAGAGGCGAUGGAAAUGGAUUAG
Messenger RNA from Morchella sextelata, 2790 nucleotides. RefSeq lists its product as uncharacterized. Bases 1 to 2790 code for a protein of 929 amino acids. The record is from RefSeq and is a predicted model, not a curated record. NCBI's taxonomy places the organism in Eukaryota, Fungi, Ascomycota, Pezizomycetes, Pezizales, Morchellaceae. The transcript is spliced from 5 exons. Gene Ontology annotation, molecular function: protein binding.